Messenger RNA from Mesorhabditis spiculigera, 417 nucleotides. Lineage: Eukaryota; Metazoa; Nematoda; Chromadorea; Rhabditida; Rhabditidae. The record is from the annotation of a GenBank genome assembly.
AUGUCAAAAGAAUACUACUUUGUGAUAGUCGGCCACAACGAUCAACCACUGUAUGAGAUCGAUUUCCCGGUUGGCGGCGAGAAGAAGAAACGUGAUGACACCCGGCACCUCAACCAGUUCAUCGCCCAUGCCGCGCUUGAUGUCGUCGAUGAGCAUACACUGUCUAGCACGAAUAUGUAUAUGAAGACAAUUGACAAGUUCAACGAAUGGUUCGUCUCCGCAUUCGUCACAGCCAGCAGAAUACGCUUUAUGAUGUUGCACACGGUCAAAAAUGAUGAUGGCAUCAAGCAAUUUUUUCAGGAAAUGUACGAGACGUUUGUGAAGCUGUCGAUGAAUCCGUUCCACGAGCUCAACGCCCCAAUUCGCUCCUCCAACUUUGAGCAAAAGGCCGUCUACUAUGGGCGCAAAUUCCUCUCC